GGAACAGCAGUCGAGUAAGAUUGUCCAUGACACGCGGCGGAUUGAAGCGAGACUUGCAGUAAAAUGUCUAAGUCCGAGGUUCUGAGAGGAUUUGUUACUGAGAGACUCGCCGCCGCCUCCCAGGAAAUCUUAGCGGCCGUGGACGGACUCGUAGCCGGGUACGAGGAGGAGGCGUCGGGCUUCAGAGAGGAGAUCGACCGGCAGAGGAGACUACUGGAGGUUCUCCUGCAGCCUCGGGUCAUACUCAACAAAACCGGUGUGAAGUGCAGCAGGAGACUCCGCCAUGAUGAAGAGGACAAUGAAGAUGAGAUCCGAUUCCAGGAGAACCUACAGACUGAAGUACCUUCAAAAAAAGAUCUUCAGUAUCUGUUCGUGAUUAAAGAAGAGGUUCCCCUUGAGUUGAGCCCUCGUCUGGAUCAGGAGGAACCAGAGAACCCACGUCUUAAAGAGGAACAGGAGGAACUCUGGACCAGUCAGGAGGGAGAACAGCUUCAAAGGUUGGAGGAAGUUGAUGAUGCCAAGGUCCCACUCACUCCUGUCCAUGUGAAGAAUGAAGAUGAUGAGGAGAAACCUCAGUCUUCACAGCCUCAUCGAAGCCGAACUGAAGAGAUCAGAGAGGCAGAGCCUCCGUCGAACAGCUCAGCUCAGCAGAUGGAAACAGAGGCUGAUGGAGAGGACUGUGGAAAAUAUAAACCAGACAGGAACGUAGAUCCACAUUGUCAUCUUCAACCAGACACAGAUGAAAAGGUCUCAGAGUCUUCCGAGACUGAAGACAGUGACAUUGAUUGGAAGGAAACCAAAGCAAGAUUUAAGGGACAGACGAAUCUUAGGUGGCAAACGAACAUCCAUACAGGAGAGAAACCAUUUGGUUGCAGUGCUUAUUUGUACUGGGGUUGCGCGACCUAA
Seriola dumerili (greater amberjack) is the source of this 906-nucleotide messenger RNA. RefSeq names its product trichohyalin-like. The transcript is spliced from 5 exons. Lineage: Eukaryota; Metazoa; Chordata; Actinopteri; Carangiformes; Carangidae. The record is from RefSeq and is a predicted model, not a curated record. The coding region runs from base 64 to 906 and encodes 280 amino acids.